Molecule: messenger RNA, 8690 nt
Organism: Schistocerca nitens (vagrant locust)
Lineage: Eukaryota; Metazoa; Arthropoda; Insecta; Orthoptera; Acrididae
Gene: Evi5
Product: ecotropic viral integration site 5 ortholog
Exons: 18
Coding region: 519-3002 (827 amino acids)
Source: RefSeq, a predicted model, not a curated record
CGGACGGAGACAGUGGCAGGUGUUGGGGGCUUCGCGCUCGCCCGCAACGCUCGUGUAACGGUGCUCGCGCUUGCCAGGUGAAGGCCGACCUGAUGACGUGUCGUUUCUGCGCUCCGUAAGCGAACAAUUCCGCAUAAGAUCGCAACUUUCCCAGUGAUAUUAACAGCCUCGGCGGCCGCGGGUGGGCAACCGCCUGCUUGGAAUGUGAUCGAGCUGUCGGAGUCACCUGUUCGUUGGGAACUGUGAAGUGAAAUUCAUUUGCUUCGAUUUCUGCGCAUCGAACGGAUAGCAGUCACGAAGCAAAAAUUUUGGUCGGGGUGACUGGUUCACAGAAGUGUUUCCGUUUGUGUUCUUUUAUUUAUCCUGGACAUCGCUUUCCAUCUGUGACGUGACAUUGUACUCUAGCAAGACGCAGAGACUUUAGGUUAGAUUCGCGCCCUGAUGGCCGUUCCGAGGCGGUGCCGGCGGCCGCGCAGCCCAGUGCUGGCAGCUCCGCAGCCGCGGACGCUGCCGCUGCCAUGAGCGCCAUGGUGGCGCACCUCGUCGACACCAGCAACAACAACAACAACAACAACAACAGCCUCUGCGGCAGCGGCGGCGACCACGCCGGCAACAACAACGGCGGCGAGCCCGGCUUUCAACUCGACACCGCGGACCCCUCACCCGGCGACCUGGCGCUCCUCGCCAAACUGGAGGAGGCCAACAGGCUUAUUGAAGCCGAUGCCAAAUCCUUAAAUUCUCUUUCUGGAAACAGCGGCCAUUCCAGAAAGAGCUCGGACACAUCCCAGAUAUCUUUGACAUCAGGGACCAGUUCAAGUCAAGAAAGAAAUGAAGAUGGUGGUGAAGAAGAUGUAUGGAGCUUAUGGGGCCGCAUUUCUAAUGACUGGGAGAAUUAUUGGAAAAAAAGAAACCCAUUUGUCAGAGAACUUGUUCGAAAGGGUGUUCCACACCACUUUAGGGGUAUUGUAUGGCAGCUGCUAUGUGGUGCCCAUGAUUCUCCUGUCAAGAAACAAUAUGCAGACUACAUCAAGGCAACAUCUGCAUGUGAAAAGGUGAUAAGGCGAGAUAUUGCACGCACGUAUCCUGAGCAUGACUUUUUUAAGGAGAAAGAUGGCUUAGGACAAGAAAGCUUGUUCAAUGUGAUGAAAGCUUAUUCAUUACAUGAUCGUGAAGUGGGCUACUGCCAAGGUUCUGGCUUCAUUGUUGGACUGCUUCUUAUGCAGAUGCCCGAAGAAGAAGCAUUUGCAGUUCUAGUGAAGCUUAUGCAAGAAUACAAGAUGAGGGACAUGUUCAAACCAACUAUGGCAGAACUUGGGUUGUGCAUGUAUCAAUUGGAGAACCUUGUGCAGGAGCUGAUUCCUGACCUGCACAUCCACUUCCAGUCUCAGAGCUUCCACACAAGUAUGUACGCCAGCAGCUGGUUUCUUACACUCUUCACAACUGCGCUGCCUCUAUCAGUUGCAUGCAGGAUUAUGGAUGUGUUCCUAUCUGAAAGCAUGGAAAUAAUAUUUAAGGUAGCUCUUGCACUGCUUACUCUUGGGAAAGAAGAUCUCCUGUGUCUCGAUAUGGAGGGGAUGUUAAAGUACUUCCAAAAGGACCUUCCCCCAAAAGCAGAAGCUGAUAUUGAUGGCUUAAUGCAACUUGCAUACAAUAUCAAAUAUAAUCCAAAGAAGAUGAAAAAGUUGGAAAAAGAUUAUACUGUAAUGAAAACAAAAGAGCAAGAAGAAAUGGUAGAAUUACGGAGACUUCGCACAGAGAAUCGCCUUCUCCGCCAACGGGUGGAACUACUAGAAGCUGAGUCCAGUGAGUUGGCGGACAGGUUAGUCCGUGGGCAGGUCUCACGUGCUGAAGAGGAGGAGACAUCAUUUGUUGUUCAGCGGGAACUAGCAGCACUACGUCACACUCACCUUGAGACUUCACAUCAGCUGGAGUUAGCACAUGAAGAAAUUCGAAAUCUUUCCUUGCUUAUGCAAGAGACGAACUCAUCACGCCAGUCUUCAUUGGAGGAAGUCACUCACAAACGUGAGCUGCUGAGUCAGAAGGAAGAACUAAUAGAAUGCCUUCAGGAUGAGCUGGUAAAAGUGCGCUUGAGAGAGGCAGAGAACGAUGCACUUAUUCGUGAUCUCCGUGCACGUAUACAGGAGUUGGAAGAGGAUAAGAAAACUCUUCGUGAAACUACUCCAGACAAUUCUGUGGCCCAUCUCCAAGAGGAACUGAUAGCUGUCAAACUAAGGGAGGCAGAGGCAAACCUCUCACUCAAGGACCUGAGGCAGAGAGUUUCGGAUUUAAUUGCACAGUGGCAGAGGCAUUUGCAGGAACAUCGAAUGGAAGCUCAGCCUCCACCUGAUAGUACACCGAAGAAACUGCUUUUUUGGGAAAGUCGGGGAAAUGAGACACAACGUCUUGAGGAAGACCUGAUGACAACACGUCUUCGUGAAAUGGAGGCACUCACAGAAUUGAAAGAACUCAGACUAAAGGUUAUGGAACUUGAGACACAGGUCCAAGUAAGCACAAACCAGUUGCGACGACAGGAUGAGGAGAAAAAGAACCUUAGAGAUGAACUUGAUCAGGUUAUGACACGUGAACGAGAAUUACAGUCAAAGCUCAAAGAACAGCAGAAUAGAUACUCUGAUCUUGAAUCAAAGAUGAAAGAUGAGCUGAUGAUGGCUAGAAUAAGGGAUGCAGAACAUACACAAUGUGUCGCAGAACUUACCCAGAAAAUCUCGGUUCUCGAAUUAAAGAACCAGGAGAUGGUUGCAGAAGGAGAACUACGUAGCAACAUGGAUGACAGUGAAAAAGUUCGUGAUUUACAAGACAAGGUUGCUGACCUCAAGGCUGAGAUCAUGAGGCUAGAAAGCUGGAAAGAGCGGUGGACAGGAGGUACCCGAUCACAAGCCUCACGCUCAGCAUCAGUGGAUACAGAGAGUGAGCAUGAUGAGCCAUCUGAUCUUCAUCUCCACCUUAAUGGUAGUGGCAGUGAAGCUCCAAGCCCUGAGGUCUGACCAUGGCCGCUGGCCGGCAGGUUCGGCCUGAUGCCCAGAAGGCUCACCACCGUCCGCACAAACUGUAUGUGCAACAGCACUUUCGUUCUUUCAGCAGAAGCUGGAACUCCUCGCUGACCUGGAAGGAUAACUUGCAGUGUACUCAAACUUUUAGGAAUUGUUUGAGAAUGGCAUCUAAUUCUCUCGAACUGAACUGGACUCGGUAGAACUGCAGUCACCUUCCUGCUAAUAAACAAUGAUGUUAUGUUCCUACAAAAAAAUCAUUGUGUAUUUAUAAGUAAAUGUCAGCAGUUAUCCUCAGCACACGCUGACAUCAAAAACUUUUUUCAUGUUCUGCAUAGCAGAUCCACUUUACAGAUCUUUGCAAUGAACUUGAUAUUCAUGUGAUUAUUGACAGAAUAUUAAUCAACGUUUCGAUAGACUUUUGAGCUCUGUUAAAUCCAUUAUAUAAAAGUUUUCUUUUCAUUACUGUGUUUCACUCAGAUUUGAGGUUUCUUAAUUUCUGAUGUUAUUGUGAUAAUUGUAACAACUGUGUAACUUACAGUCCUGCCAUUGUUUGGUUUCUAUAACUCUAAUUUAUAAGCUUUAUACUUUCCAAAUCUGCAGCUUCUUGAGACUAAAGAGCUUUAUAUAACUGAUUUUCCAAUGUAUUAAAUUUUGUUCCUGUCGUUGUUUGGCUUCAUGGCAGCUGUGACUGUUCAGCGAUUUAUGAUGAUGAAGUGGGCUUUGUUUUGGUCAGUUCCUCAGUUCAUGAAAGAAUAUUGGUCCUGUUGUUCCAUCAUGAAAAUAUGAAGUGAUAUUUGGCUUUACAUAAUCUAUUUCACUCUUCUCAGAGGAGCAUAUUUUUCAUAUUUGAUUUAUUAGUUGCCACUAGGGGGGAGGGGGUAUGACACAAUCUUAUGAAAUACCAUGCAAUCAGUUUUGAAUAAACCCUUCCUUUUAUGGAAUUACUUCUUGUGUGGCAGUGAGAUAGUUGCUAAGAUCUAGUAGCCAUUAUUUCUAUGAUUAUAUUUUGAUUUUUUGUGCAAACUUAAGUACUGCUCCAAUAAUCACUGUUACUCUAUAUUCUGCAAUAUGGGAACUAAUAGACAUCAAACUGCUGUGAUUUCAGAAGCAUCUGUCAGAUUUAUUUGAGACAGCAUUAAUUUUUCUUAAGAGCAUACACAUACAGAAUUCAUAACGAAAUGGUGCUAUUUCUGUAAUAAACUAAAUUUUUCGUUGGUGUUGACACCCGUUAAAAACAAAAUUAUAAUUUAAAGCAGGAGUUUUUGUGGAAUGUUAGUGAAGACACCAAUUUGUCAUUUUUGGUGGCUUGCUUUCAGUGGUUAGAAAUGCAGCUGAAGUCAGCCUUUUGUGUACUUAACAACAAAAAUUAUACUGUUAUUGUGAAAAAUGAUUUGUCUUGAAUUUUGUGGAUAGCCUAUUUAGUGUUUGAUUGUCAGAAUACAAAUGGUGUGACUUUCAUGACAUAAGUCUGAAAAAUAGUGAUUUGUGGCAUGGGAACUGAAAACAUUUGUUCCUGUGCUUCAAAAUGAGAGGACCAGGAAAUAACUGUGCAUUUGUCAGUGAGUCUGUGUGACAGUAUUUUCAUUCUGUGCUGUAAACUAUAUUCAAUGUUUAUAUGUGUUACAUGUGUCAUGUGUAAAUUAUUUAAUAACACUUAUUAGAUGGAGCAGCCAGAAAUGGCUGUAGUUAGGCCGACAGUGCAAUGAUUGACAGGAUGAGACAAGGUGCUGUGAUACAUAUGUUUACCUGUAUAUGUGGCUACUGUCUACAGUGUUAUACAGCCAUGCCAAAUUGCAACAUUGUGGUUUCAGUAUUAUCACUGUGUACUUGAUAGUUGAUUUUGUUUAUAGGUGGAUAUUAGCAGCAGGAUUGGUAAUACUCAAGUAAAUGUAGUGGUUUUUACAUUUAAAGGAGAAGUUUAGAACUGCUAAUCUUUUAAAAACUUUUGUUUGAAGUACUAAAUGUAUGCAGGAAGUGUCAUUGUAGCAAAGGUAAUAUAUAUCUCAUUAAUUUGCAUAGCAAAGGCUGUUAAAUCUACAUAUUCAACAAUUUAAUUUAGAAAUGUACUUACUUUUUUAAAACAAGCAUUUAGAACUGUUAAUGAUAUUUAAUACUAAAGUGACAUCCUGUUUGUUUUAAAAAUCUCAUUCAUUCCAAAAAGUGAAUAGUACUCAGCCUUGAUCAAUGCAGUGGUAUCAGUUCCAGAAUUAGCUUAACAUUUUAGCUACUAGGCAUAGGCAGUACUUCAACAUUUUUUUCUGUACCUGUUCUGAUUAGUUGUUUGCUUUCUGUGUCUCAUUUGUAAAUUAAUUACUGUUGAAAAUAAUGGGUCCAUUUCCCUGCAAGAGUGGCUGGUGAUUUGUUUAGUCAAUAAAAAAAAUUUUUAAAAAUGAAAGGUUUGUGAUUAAACUUUGCCUAUCCUUCAUGACAUAAUGGUUCUGGAUUUUAUGAUUAUCUUUUUAAAAAGUGCAGUGUUAAUUUUAGAAUGUAACUUCAUAUUGCAAUAGCAGUGUUACAGUAGGCUCUCCCGCAGAAAGCCAUAGUGAUACUGAUGCAUGUUUGUGUUUCUGAGGCAACAAAAAUGAGUAAUUCUCCUCUAGUCUUUUGGUUAUGUCACAGAAAUUGGUGCUAUUGUGAAUAAUUACAAUAUUUCCACUUACAAUCUAUGAACCACCAGUUUUAAAAAUGAUGAUAACCUGAGUGUGAUGAAAAGAAGCAAGCAGAAACAGUCGAUGUCAGAAAAAGUCUGUGUAAAUAUGUUGACACUGUACAAAAGUUGUUUACGGACCCAGGAAAGACAUACGGUAUACAAAGUGAUUAACAUGUUGGACAAAAACAAAGUAAAUUUUUGAUUCAGCUAAUUAUAAAUGUAGGAAUGACUGUACUAGUAAAGUGAAUGCUGAAGAAGUGAAGGAACCUUACAGAUCAUGUGAAAGUAUAAAAAAAGCAAGAAAAAACAAAUACCUUCAUACCUUCACAGUGCAUUUAUGAGGAGGAUGGUACCACAAUUUUCACAAGAAAGAUCAUUCUCCCAAAUUAAACAUUAGAGAAUUGCAGCAUAUUGAAGAGUGGGCCUACAGACAUUACUUUAAUGAACAUUUUGAUCUAUUUCUACUUGCUCCAAAACAUGUGAAUAAUUUAAAAUUGAAUUGACUGAAAAAGAAGGACAAAGGGAAACAUUUCAACAGUGCUCCUGACCUGAACUCCAGAAGGUAGGCGCAGCUAGAGAGAGCCUCAGAAAAGCAAAUAAUGAAACAGUGGAAACAUUUAUUUUCAGUUUUGACUUGGUGAAAACAUUAAUUUGUCUUGACAUGUCAGGAAACUACAUAGCACUGCAGACAAUAACACAAAAAAAAACUUUAACUCGACCUUGUGGGCGACAAGGUUACAUUGUUUGGCCCUCUUGAAGUAAGGAUGUCAUAUCCCAGACAAAACUGGAGCAUGUAUAGUUCGAUGCUGUGGUGAGAUGCUGAAUAGAAGCAUAAAGAAUAGUGUAACAUAUUCUGUAAGUUGUGGCAGUGAAAAUCCAGACUUUCUAGUUAGCAAAAGGGUAAAGAUUUCUGAGCAAUGAUGCAAGAGAGUAGAUUGGAAUCUUAUCCCAAAUGGAGAUUUGCUGUCAUUGAAAAAUUGGGGUACAUGUAUGGUAUUCAUGUGCCUGUCUGUAACUACCGUCAAAACUGAAGGAGUAUAAUCCAUUUCAGGUAGUAAGAAUGCAAAAAAAGAAAAAUAUUUCUGUCACUUGUUGAGAGGAUUACAGUGUCUGGAAUUCACAGAAAGAUAGCUGCUGAUGGACAGCAAGUACUUGUGAAAGAGUGCAAAUUCAGGGAUUUCAUAUAGGAAAUAUCCAUCGAAUGAUACAAUUUAAGUACUGCUUAUGUAACAUUUAACAUUGGAAUUUGCUAGAGGGAAGGCGGUGGUUUUCAUCUUGCACAAGCUGGAGCCUAUGGUGUCAGUUACUGGUUUAUAUACCACAUGUGUCCUGUGCCUUCUACCAGCAUCUAAUAGCAGAUGAUGGAAUUAAUGAAGCAGACUGGAAAUAACUUGACAAAGAUGAGUAAACCAAUAACUCCAAAGGACAUUUUAUGGUUCAUGAAUGUUUGGUUAUGCAGUCAAUGUAAGGUAUAUACAAGUGUUGGAACUUAAAUAGUGGCAACUAUUGAUUCACAACUGAUACAAAAGAAUUACAUGUUUGCACCUGUUACUGUCCUUCAAAGUAGUCACCAGCAUUGUGUAGAACCUUUUCCCAGCAAUGUGGAAGGCGUAGUAUACCGUCAGCAGAGCCUGUACUGUUGAUGGUGCGAAUGGAGCGGUCUGAAGUUAUGGUGAUUCUUGUAUACGACAGUGAUGGUGUUGUCCUAACACAUUACAUUCCUCCACGGCAGACCGUCAAUGCACAGUAUUACUGUUCGUUUUUGGAGCAUCACCUGCUACCAGCUUUGCGAAAGAAGUGGUGACACUUUUUGUGCAUCCCACCCAUCAUUUUGCACCACAGUGCGCAGGCACUUACAGCGCAAGCUGUGCUGCUCUGUUCGGUCGAUGGGACUGGGAAGUACUGUACCAUCCACCAUACUCCCCGGACUUAAGUCCUUGUGACUUUGAUUUAAUUCCAAAGAUGGAGGAACCACUUCGUGGCAUUUCCUUCAGAACUGUUCCAGAGAUUUUACAGGCAGCAGACCACUCCAUUUGCACCAUCAACAGAACAGGCUCUGCUAACGGCAUACUAUGCCUUCCACAUCGCUGGCAACAGGUUCUACGCAAUGAUGGUGUCUACUUUGAAGGACAGUAACAGGAGCAAACAUGUAACACUUUUGUAUCGGUUGUGAAUAAAUAGUUGCCACUAUUAAAGUUCCAACCCUAGUAUUUCAAACUUAACAACUCACCAUUUAGCAUAGAUGCUGAGUCGCAGAUAGGCACAACACCCACACACCUGCAAAUGCAAGUCCAGUGUCGGAUACAUUUGGGGGGGUGUGCCCAAUCCCCCCCUCCCCCUCCUUCUUGGGGGGCGGGGGCUGCACGCAUUGCCAGUCCCACCAGUCAGCCCACACACUAUUUGUUCAUUUCCUUCAUCAGUUGACUCGACUAAAUCGAGUAGUUGUACUUUCCUACGUAGCACGUGCGUCAGCAUCGUCAUAUUUUAUGUGUUUCUGUCUGGCACAUAAAUAGCUAACACGUACCUACGAGAAAAAUCACAGCCUUUCUAGUAGUCUCGAUAUGUUACUCUGUCUGGAAUUUGAGAAAAGUCACGAAUAUUCUACUGUUUUCUUGUACAGAGAACCUUCGAUACAUAGCAUUAUAUACACGGACUAUUUGCCAAAUAGGAAACUAGUUUACAUUCAGAAGCAGAAAUAAUGAGACUGAAGAAUGAAUAAGUAAAAAGUCCUAGUUGUAGCAGUUGCAAGUAUGAAGAUUAGUCAAGAGUGACAGUGUCAGUUAAUAACAGUAAUUCAUAGUAAAAUUGUCAGUAAAAAUAUUAUGUGACUCAUAACAAAAUUUUUACUAAUAAUGUAACAAUAGUUUCCCAUACCUAACUUGUAAUACGAGUUAGGUAUGGGAAAGUAUUGAUGCGUGUAUGCUCGGUAAUAGUGACUUUCGAGAAGAUUCCCAAAAACAUAUUUAUAUCAGAAGAUGGCAUUGUCUUGUAUAUGUGUAUAAUCAGUUCUAAUAAAAGUUUCUUAAACUUUG